AUGCAUCAGUUGUCAGCGAGGACGAGGCAUAUGGCAGUAAAUACUCCUUUACUCGGCAAAGACGAGGGGAGAAUGAGGAAAUGUGAGGGUGCUUUUAAGAUUGAAGCCCGAGAGCAUGGCGUUUUGAAGUUAGAAGUUAAGGUUCUGCGAAGGCUUGAAGACUGCCCUUUCGUGCCCCAGCUUUUAGCGUCAGGGAAAAAGCCUGCAUACUCGUAUGUAAUAAUGAGCUUAUUAGGACCAAGUUUAAAUAAAAUAUUAAAGUUAGUCUUUUGUCAAAUCAUUUUUCCACACCGCAAUGUUCGACACAUAGAAUGCGAUCUUAGGUACUAUGGAAGAAUAUGUAGUAUCUCCACUCAAGUGCGUAUAGGAAUCAACGCUUUAUAUGCGAUAAAACAACUUCAUGAUUAUGGCUUCAUUCAUCGUGAUUUGAAGCCUGCAAACAUGGCUGUUGGACCCGUCGGCACGCCAUAUUUCCGAUUUGUUCAUAUUUUUGAUUUUGGCUUAGCAAGAGAAUACAUCGUCACAUCAUACAAAGACCCACCAAAGAUGCGUAGACCGCGGAAGAAGGUUCACUUCAGAGGGACAUUGCGUUAUUGCUCAAUAAACACGCACGAAAAAGGAGAGCAAGGUCGCGAUGACGAUUUAUGGUGCCUGCUUUAUAUGCUCGUUGAGCUUCGUGGGUCACUACCAUGGUCUAGAGCAAGGUGA
Molecule: messenger RNA, 708 nt
Organism: Strongylus vulgaris
Lineage: Eukaryota; Metazoa; Nematoda; Chromadorea; Rhabditida; Strongylidae
Source: the annotation of a GenBank genome assembly